Molecule: messenger RNA, 834 nt
Organism: Quercus lobata
Lineage: Eukaryota; Viridiplantae; Streptophyta; Magnoliopsida; Fagales; Fagaceae
Exons: 1
Coding region: 1-834 (277 amino acids)
Source: RefSeq, a predicted model, not a curated record
AUGAGUCUCUUCUUUAGUAAGUCUACCCACCUGGACACCCUUAACCAAAUUAAAGCCUCUCUCGGAGUCCAAGAAGUGAAGCAAUGUGAGAAAUACCUAGGUUUACCUACCCUAAUCGGGAAAAACAAGAGGGCAAGCUUCAGGUACAUUAAGGAAAGGGUUUGGGCGAAGCUUCAAGGGUGGAAGAAGCAGUUCCUCUCUCAAGCAGGCCAGGAAGUGCUUCUCAAAGCAGUCAUCCAAGCAAUACCAACUUAUGCCAUGAGUUGUUUCAAGCUCCCAAUCACUCUUUGCAAUGAAAUAGAAUCCCUAAUUAAGAAAUUUUGGUGGGGGCAGCGAGGUGAGCAGAGGAAAAUCCACUGGUCCAAGUGGAGCACCAUUUGUAAACCAAAGAGUUUGGGUGACAUGGGCUUUAGGGAUCUUCAAAAGUUUAACGAUGCGAUGCUAGCGAAACAAGUUUGGCGCUUGCUAGCAAAUGAGGACUCCCUGUUCUACAGAUUUUUCAAAGCCAAAUUUUUCCCUACGAGCAGCAUACUUGAGGCAAAAGAAGGGAAUGGGUCUUUUGCAUGGAAAAGCAUCCUUAAGGGCAGAGAGAUUGUCCAACAAGGCAUGUUUUGGAGAGUGGGCAAUGGUUCAUCAAUUCAGAUUUACCAUGAUAAUUGGCUGCUUGAUCCUAGUCUCAAGAAAAUCCUUUCCAAACCCCUUCUUUUGGACAGCCGGGAAAAGGUUUCAACUCUUACUGAUAGUGUGGGGCAUUGCUGGUCCCAGGAGAUAAUUGACGCAAAUUUUCUUCCCAAUGAAGCGGCCAUAAUCAAGGAUUUGGCCGCUAAACAAUGA